Aureobasidium subglaciale EXF-2481 is the source of this 2190-nucleotide messenger RNA. RefSeq lists its product as uncharacterized. The coding region runs from base 131 to 2005 and encodes 624 amino acids. The record is from RefSeq and is a predicted model, not a curated record. NCBI's taxonomy places the organism in Eukaryota, Fungi, Ascomycota, Dothideomycetes, Dothideales, Saccotheciaceae. Gene Ontology annotation, molecular function: zinc ion binding; DNA-binding transcription factor activity, RNA polymerase II-specific; DNA binding. Gene Ontology annotation, biological process: regulation of DNA-templated transcription; DNA-templated transcription. The transcript has 2 exons.
AAAGUGGGGGUGGCGCAACGAACGCGGGAGCAAUUUUCCGCGGGUAUUUGUUUGACCUGCACCUUGUCACAGUUUUGUUCACAAUCUACAGCUUUGCUAGUUGCAACACACGUCCGAAUCCGAAUGCGCUAUGCCCGACCCGCAUGAGAUGCUCGCAGAGCCGAGUUCCACGUCAAGAGUGCCGACUUCACGAACUGCGCGACCGGGUGCCAAACGAAUGACCUUGAGCUGUGAAAAUUGUCAAAGGCGGAAGACUAAGUGCGAUGCUCGGCAGCCCGCCUGCGCUAAUUGUGAAGCCUUGGGUGUACAAUGCUCCACGCGGAAACCUACACGCAAGCGUGGUCGACAUGCGAAAACCAAUGAUGAUACCUGGAGUACGCCUAACGAACCACAGCAGAUUUCGACUCCCCUUCGCUCCCACGAAGUGUCGCUCAUCCCUGUGAUUGCUGCAUCGAAUGAGGCAGGUCCUUUUGACUUGCAUUCUCACGGCAGAGACGGAUCCGUAAGUAACGAACAGGGGGAAAUGCUCGACCCUUCACCUGCUGCACAUCCGUUUCAGUCAUAUGAUAUUUUGUCCGCAACACCUCAGCCUGACUGGACCAUCUGGAACGACAUCACGCCGGGAGCUGUAAUUAGCCCUUCACCGUCUUUCGCUCAGAACAUUGGUGUGAAGCCGCUGUUCGAAGCAUUGUCGCACGGACUCAACGCAGCUGGCAUUGGAGUUGAUCACGUUGGAUAUAUAGCUUCUUGCAUCGAGUUAUUCUUUGGCAAGAUUUAUCCCACGUACCCUGUUGUAUAUCGACCUAGACUUGCAGAAGCGAUUGAACAACUUGGACUCGGCGUUUUCGAUCUUGACCACAAGACCUUCGCGCUUCUUACUGCCACAUGCUCAUACACGCUCGCUGUUCUACCGGUCACAACAUCCUCAAACACUUGGCCAGCGGCUACAGUCUUUUAUCGAUCUUCGCGUGCUGCACUUGCUCAGUACACUGAAGAGGACAUUGAGAAUCCCGAUCAUACAUCGCUCGUAAUUCGAAUGUUCCAGUCAGGAUGGGCACAUGUGGCUGGCAAGCGAAGGACCUCAUGGAACAUGUUAGGUGAGUGUAUUCGUCUGGCUCAAGCGAUGCGACUGCACGACGAGAGCACAUAUACACGGAUGUCACACUUGGAAGGACAGAUGUGUCGUCGCGCUUUCUGGACUCUCUACACAGGUGAUAAGUCGUCUGCAGUGCUCGGUGGACAUCCAGUAUGUCUGAAAGAAACCAUCUUUCGUGAUGUUGAAACCGUGGGAUAUCCAGUACCUCUAGGCGAUCAGGACGCGAUCUACAUCACCCUCGAUGCAGGAAAUAUCCAAGAACUAAACAUACUGACCGGUUUCAACGCGAACCAAGAUCUUUGGCGGACUGCCGAACGUUUGCUCGAUUUUGAUCAUUCUUGCUUGGAUACGGUAGCCAUUGAUCAGGCACAGGCGAAUAGAUCACAAACAUUGUUAGAUGCUCUUCUUUCAGACUUCUACGCUUGUCUUGACAACUUGCCCACUUGUCUGUCCUUCUAUCCCGACGUCUCUCCGAUCAUGGGCAAGUUCGCGUUCCAAGCAGAGACUGACAGACUCCAAAUUCCCGAGGCCAUGGCGAUUCAGCGCACAAACCUACAGGUCUCGCACCUUUGUUUGAAAUUGCUGGUCAUUCGACGCCUAUACGAACCAAGGCCUACGCUUGGCUUCAGGCACGAUGAGAGAUGCAAGACUCCGAGUCUCCACAUUGCCGAUUCUCUCGGUAUCGCCAGGGACCUGCUAUAUGUUAUACACACUUCAAGCAUCGAGCUGAUCAGACUGAAUGGAGAAGCCUGUGUGGAAAAGAUCCGGCUCAUCGGCGCCUCAGUCUUAGAGCUAAUCGCGAACAAUCCCGACAUACCAACGCACAGCGUUUUGAGGCAGUAUCAAGAGCUGUUCCCACAUAUCUUGGCUUUGCUGGACAGCAAAGCUUCAGAGGCCGCGGAUGGGUAGCUGGAAACGAUCCAGCCGAUUAGUUUGCAAUUUUCCGACGCUCAUCACGAACGGGCCUUGACCCAAUCGAGCGUUGCGAGCAUCUUCCGCCGCCUCACACUAUUUUCCGGAUCCGCGGCUCGUCGCUUGGAAGCUCUGCAACUCUAAUUGCACAGGGCAGGAAAGCCUGUUUCUGUGAUUAUUUU